UACGAGGGGAAAAUGGAGACUCCAAGUACUUCACCGCAAGUCAACAACCACGAUCGCGACGGGCUUGUCAGCUUCACUCUCCCUCCCACUUCCCCAAGUCGCGAACACCGCCCCAUCCGGAGCUGCUCCGGCUCCUCCUGCGGCGGCGGUCCCCUGCCUCCGCUUCCGCUAGGGCUCGCGCUCGCCGAUCCAGCAAUGGAAGGCCCAGGCCUGUCGAAGCCGGCCGCGCUCGUCGCCUGCUUUUCCUUGGCCCUUCUCUACGUCGCCACUCUCUACGCGCCCACCGUCGUCCUCCGUCUCCCUCCCCCCUCCUCCUUCAAGCGCUUCAUGAUCAGGCGCUUUGCCUGCGCCGCCGUCUCGUCUCUGGUCUCGGUCGUCGCGACCGCCCUCGUUCUCCCGGUAAGAAGAUGGGAGGUUUGUGAUUUGCUGGCUGUUUACGGCAUCAGAGGAGACCAUGUGUGGCAAGCUGUGGUUCUUCCUCUGUCGUUGACCUCUCUUAUGUACGGUGGGAGUUUGUCCCUCAAGUUGUUGUUAUGGGUGGAUUCAUGGAAGGAACAUCAGAAUUGCUUUUCCUUCGAGUAUAUCUACACUUCUUUGCAGUUUCUAUUCAGGUGGAUUCUCUCCGGGGCUUCGAAUAUUCUGGCUUGGCGUAAUUUCGUUGUGGCGCCAUUGACGGAAGAGUUGGUUUUUAGAGCAUGUAUGAUAUCCAUACUUCUCUGUGGAGGAUUCGAAAAGUCCAGCGUCAUUAUUCUGUGCCCGAUUUUGUUCAGCUUGGCACACUUGAAUCAUUUCAUGGAGAUCUAUAUGCAGCAAAACCGUCAAUUGAUAAAAGCUUCAAUGAUCAUAGGCCUCCAGCUUGGAUAUACUGUUGUCUUUGGUUCAUAUGCAUCAUUUCUGUUUAUCCGGACUGGACAUCUUCUUGCUCCGUUAGUUGCUCAUGUCUUUUGCAAUUUCAUGGGAUUGCCUGUGUUAUUUUCACGCGGUAAAGGAAUUGCAACUGCGGCAUUUGUAGCUGGAAUGAUGGGGUUUCUAUGGCUCUUUUUUCCUAUGACAAGGCCGGAUUUGUAUAAUGACCGAACUAACAAUUGUAGAUGUUGGCAUGCAUACUGUUCUUGGAUCUAAACUUUGUGAAGUUGCAAGUGUGAGAUACGUCUUCAGUGAGAGGUCGUUUCUAGGGAGAAUAUAUCGAAGAACUGAGAAAAAGGGAUGAAAACGGGGUGUCGGGUGAUGUAUUCACGGAAUCCUCUCUCGCCUGAUUUGUCAGAGGACAGAAAGGAAUUUCUCUGUUUUCCUCCAUGUAAGAGUCCAUCUGCUCGAACACAGUAGCCUGGCAGAUAUUAUCCUGAAGUCCUUUAAUCUGAUGCUGCCCAGCACUUGAGCUGAUUGUCUUUCAUGCCCCUCCUCAUGGACUGCUGCUGCCUGUAUAAUUUGUGUGCAUCACUGCCCUUGUUCUUUUCUCCCCUGGAAAUCAGAAGAGGAUGCUGGCGGAAUUUCUAUGGGGAUGACGAUCGAACAUUACCCAUCACAAAAAUCUGGGUUCCCUCGAAAGCAUCUCACGAAGAGGGUGUUAAUUUCUCUCCUGUCACUGCAUUUUUGUAUGGAUUUCUUUGGAAAAGUUCUUGCUAAGAUAAAGCCUUACUAAUGAUUUGAGUGGCAAUCAUUCAUAGCAUGUGACCUAAAUCCAGUUUGAGUAGAGCCUGUGGUAUGGCAUGAGGGGAUUUGCUUGAUGCGAAUUUACUCAUACCUGAAUGUUUCAAGAUAGAAAAUUUCUGUUUC
Molecule: messenger RNA, 1776 nt
Organism: Rhodamnia argentea
Lineage: Eukaryota; Viridiplantae; Streptophyta; Magnoliopsida; Myrtales; Myrtaceae
Product: CAAX prenyl protease 2
Exons: 9
Coding region: 13-1122 (369 amino acids)
Biological process (GO): CAAX-box protein processing
Cellular component (GO): endoplasmic reticulum membrane
Molecular function (GO): metalloendopeptidase activity
Source: RefSeq, a predicted model, not a curated record